Messenger RNA from Suillus discolor, 3801 nucleotides. Its product is annotated as TPR-like protein. The transcript has 8 exons. Bases 102 to 3593 code for a protein of 1163 amino acids. The record is from RefSeq and is a predicted model, not a curated record. Gene Ontology annotation, molecular function: chromatin DNA binding; protein binding; RNA polymerase II cis-regulatory region sequence-specific DNA binding. NCBI's taxonomy places the organism in Eukaryota, Fungi, Basidiomycota, Agaricomycetes, Boletales, Suillaceae. Gene Ontology annotation, biological process: regulation of gene expression.
CGCAGUUUCAUAUAUAAUACAUCAUCCUCCAAGGUUUGACAACUUUCCCCUCUUCGCUUCUGUCUCCAAUCCACUUGGCGUCAAUCGCCUCCCCUACUAUCAUGUCCCAUAGACAUUUACAACGUCAGUCUGACAGGGACGUGCGCAUGCAUGAGCCACCUGCCCAUUCCCAUCCUCAUGCUAUCCUCACCCAUCCUCCACCACCUCCACAAGCACAUCAACCUCAUAUCAAUGGCAAUGCAGCGGCCUUGCCUACUACACCAGCACUUUCAAAUGGUUCAACUCAUGCACACACUGCAUCAAAUCAGAUCGUUUCACCUGUUGUAAUCCCAAACGCUCCCGCCUCAAACGGCGUUGCGCCACCUCAAUCAAGCGUCAUUCACAAGUUGGCAGUGGCCAACGAACAAACGUGGCUUUUGAUCGGGCGUGUCGCGGAGCAGAUGGGCGACCUGGAACAUGCGAUCACAGCAUAUGAAAACGCACUACGGCAUAACCCGAUGUCCCUGUCAGGACUUACACAAGUUGCGGGAAUCGCGCGGAUCAAGGAAAAUUAUCCAAAGGCUGUUGAGUAUUUCCAACGUGUUCUACAAUUACAAGAAGACAACGGCGAAGUAUGGAGCGCGCUCGGCCAUUGUUAUCUCAUGCAGGAUGAUCUGCAGAAGGCUUACUCCGCUUAUCAGCAGGCUUUGUACCUCCUCCCUAACCCGAAGGAGGAUCCCAAGUUGUGGUACGGUAUCGGCAUACUCUAUGACCGGUAUGGCUCCUUGGACCACGCCGAAGAGGCGUUCGCUUCUGUCCUUAAGAUGGACAAAGAACUAGAUUUUGACAAGGCAAAUGAAAUUCUCUUCCGUCUCGGCAUAAUCUACAAACAGCAGGGCAAAUAUGAAGAAUCCCUUAGCUGCUUUGAUCGUAUACUGCGUAAUCCUCCAAGUCCUCUAGCCCAUGCGGACAUCUGGUUCCAGAUCGGGCAUGUCUACGAGCAACAGAAAGACCAUGUCCGCGCUAAGGACGCAUAUGAACGUGUUGUUGCUGACAACCCUGGGCACGCAAAGGUUCUACAGCAAUUGGGGUGGUUGUAUCACCAAGAUGGAUCUUCUUUUCAGAACCAAGAACUUGCCAUCCAGUACCUGACCAAGAGCCUGGAAGCUGACCCUUCAGACGCUCAAAGCUGGUACCUCCUCGGCCGUGCUUAUAUGGCCGGUCAGAAGUACAACAAGGCGUACGAGGCCUACCAGCAAGCGGUUUACCGCGAUGGCCGCAACCCCACUUUUUGGUGUUCUAUUGGUGUUCUUUACUUCCAGAUCAACCAAUUUCGUGACGCUCUUGAUGCAUACUCGCGUGCCAUCCGCAUCAAUCCUUAUAUCUCUGAGGUCUGGUUUGAUUUGGGCAGCCUUUACGAGAGCUGCAACAACCAAAUCUCAGACGCUAUCGAUGCUUAUGCUCGUGCCAGCGAACUUGACCCUGGAAACCAUGUCAUUUCGCAACGUCUCCAGCUCCUCAAGAAUGCUCAAGCGACUGGUGGUCAGCUACCUGCUGCACCAGGUCCUCAGGAUGUGCACCCAACCGCGUAUGCCAGCGCUGUCGUUCCUCCCCCAGGACUCACCGGUCCUCCUCUCCUGCUGCAAUCGACGUCAACUCGUCCCCCAAUCUUCCGCCCUCAGUCGAAUGGCCCACCUAGCGGUGACAAUCUUCAUUUGCCGCCUCCUGCACCUGCACCCGCUUCUAGAUCAUCACCUGGUCCGUUCCGAGGUGGUCCUCCACCACCGGUAGUGCUGGACGAGAGUCGUCACAUGCCUUCGCACACACCACUCGCACCUAUGGACGUUGAUCGUCCACCUCAUCCUCGUGACUACCCUAGUUCAUCGCGUGAGGGUCCAAGUCGUGGGCCAACUGGCCACCAAACUCUACUCCUUCAUCAUCCUGUUCCUCAGCAGCAAGUGCAAACGGAAGAGCUUCGUAAUUCCGCCGUUCAUGGUCCUGGUCAAUAUAAUGACCACUUCCCUGGUCGUCCACUCAGGGUCCCUUCGACAUCCGCGUCGCCACCGCCACCACACAAUUCACGUGUCCGGUCUCCAGGUCCUGGGUAUCCCAAUUAUCCUCCAUCAAACAGGCAACCUGUGGGACCUGCCCAGCCCAGCCUGUCACAACGUUCGCCGCCUAAUUACCCUCGUGAGGCACCUCGUUCAGAGCAUGACAUCGCAUGGGAUCGUCGCGGGCCACCUCCUGACCAUCAUCGUGAAUGGGAACGUGAACGAGAGCGUCGAGGACGUCCCGAGUACCCCUCACAUCCUUCGCAGCAACCCUAUUAUCCAUCACGUUCUCCCGUCCCUCGUGGACACAGUCCAAUGGAGACAUCGCCUCGCUCUGCACACCCGCCUGCGCAUCCAUCUCGUGCAUACUGGGACUCCAAACCUCCUGGCGGUCCUCCUCACCCUCGUUCACCUGCACCACCAGGUCCUCCUGAGGGUGGUGGCCACUGGCGAUACGACCCUGCACGCGAACAGGAAAGAGGGGAGUAUGAGCGGGAACGUCAGCUGCAUGAGCAACGUAGGCAGUCAGCGAGUUUCGCAACUUCGCCGGAAGGCAUUCCUCAUACACUUCCUCAUCAUAUGGGGGCUAACUCUCGCCCCUCUGAAAGCCCGCGACCCACUCCUAUGCCUGAUGCGCGCGACCGCAAACGGAAGCAAAUGAAGGACAGCAAAGAUUCGGACACGCAAAGUAUUGCUGGUACUGGUGUGAUUGGCGAGGCGCCUAAGAAGGAGAAGAAACGAAGGCAGCGACGCGCCAAGGAUGAUUCUGGUCGGUCAGAUUCUAAUGGUGUUCCUUCGAACAUGCCUGCUACAUUCAAAAUCGGCUCUUUCUCUGCAAAAGAGGGACCAGAGACAUCUUCCUCAGGAAGUAGGUCAUUGCAGCCUUCGCCUACAAGCGCGACACCUCGUCCACCAUCACGUGUUGUAGAUGAUGACUAUGACGAAGGCAUAGAAACGCUUCUUCAUCUCUCGCAAUACCGACAGGAGAUACAAUCUUCAUCUACAGACCGUGGCUCUGUCUCUUCUUCGCGCAGCCGUCCUUCACCCCCCGAAGUUUCAGGCUCCCUGAAGCGCCCUCUGAGCCCGGUCCCGGAUGAGAUGGACUCGAAGCGAUCUCGGGUAGACGGUGGCAAGCGCAGCGGGUCAUCUCCAUCAGGUUCACGACACACUCCCAUACCUUCGUCGCGACCAUCGCCUAUACCCUUCCGUACCCAGCCCUCGCAUUCUCCAGAGUCACGUCACACAGAAUCUCACUACCAAACUAGUCCACCACAGCUGGCCGUAGUGCUUCCGCCUCAUCCCCGCCCCAUUGGACCUGGCCAUGCAUCACAUGUCAGUCCAUCUGUUCCUAUUGCGCUUCCUCCUAUUGCCACGCUGUCGCCUACAUCAAGCAUCCCUUCACCAUCUGAUGACCGAAUGAUUCUCGACUCGCACCGUUCUUCUACUCCUCCAUCGCGAGGAAAGCUUUCUGAGGUCAUGAACCCAGCAGCGGGCUCUCCACCAAUGAAGCCGACCACAUCUCCUGCUCGCUCGCAAGAAAGGACUGCACCCACUCCUCCUUAAUAUCGCUAUGUUUUUGUAUGCGCUUGCUAUUUAGGCUUGAGGCUUGAACCAACCCUAUUAUGAUUGCAUUGACGAGGCAGCUAUGCAGUAUCGGUUAUCGCAUAAUACAGAUAAUUAUCCACACACUCGCAUGUAAAGAUACAUUGAACACACUUGUCUGACAGCUCGUUGAGCUACGAAUACCAUCUUUUGUGCAUUGCAUCAUGAC